AUGCGACGGCCAUUGGCGAGUGGAAUAGCUGCACCUCAUCUGCAAACAGCCGCGCGCGGGCCAAUCGAGCCAGCAGACGAAUAUUACGCACAUCGCGAUGAGUCGCAAGAUCGCCCUCAGGGAGUCGCACUGCUGCGGCGCCAGAGCAGAGCGCGGGCCUGGGUCGUCUCAGCACACGCAACGAGGGCACCGCGGGACUAUGGGCUUUUGCGCGCCGCAGUCGUCGGCAAUCAAAGCCCAUGGCAUCCAUAUUGCCAUGUCCAGACGCCAGCAACAGCCUGUUCGCCGGCUGCAGGGCUGCUGCCGAGUCACCCACAUGGCCGCAUCCUCUGGAAUGCGUUGCGCGGCCAGCAGAAGCAGCGACCAGACAACCGCACGGCCAGCCGGGCUCUCAUCGCCAGACGCCCCGUGACGGCCGCGCACUCGAGGCAGCGCGACGAGUGGAGUGGAGUCGCAGGCGCUGCGCACCUGCCGCUGUCAGCGACACCCGCCGUCGCCAUGGCCGCCUCGACGAGCGAGCGUGACCUUAACCCGACCGUCGAGGACUACCACUCCGACGAUAGCGAGGACCCCGUCCUCGAGUCGUUCCGGCGCUCGCCCGCCGCCAACGUCGCUGCAAAACGCUCUCAUCCGUCUGACCUGGGCUCCGAUAAGGCCCAGCCAGACAAGGAGAAGGUGCUUCACAGCGACCUCCAGAGCGACUCCGGGUAUUCCAGCCACACCGCCGGGACCAUGAGCAGCGCUGAUUCGGUCCCAAGUGCGAAGAUGUCGCAAACCUCCACGGCUCCCUCGAGCGCUGCCUCCAUGCCCCCUCCCAGUCCCGCGGCCACUAGACGACGACCGACCGUUGUCGAGGACCGCAGGAAGACGACCGAGAGCCCGCGCAAGCCGUUGCAGCGCAACAACUCCACGGCCUCCAGACAACGACCGGCUGUCACCCGGAGACCCACCCUCGCGCAGGCCGAGGAGUGCAGGGACCCCAAUUGCAAGACGUGUGGGCCCAAUGCACCUCCUCCUCGACGUGGCAGGCGCGAGUCCCUGGCCAUGGACUCUGGCCUCGACGUCUCCUAUUCCCCUUCCGACGUGCGCUCGCAGCGCUCGGAUCCCGCACCCUCGACAUAUGCCUCGCCGCCCUCUCCGACUUAUAACCGGCAGCCCGCUCCCUACAUGCAGGGCUCAACCAUGGUGCAGCCCGCCCAGACACGUCCAAGGGCCUCGUCGACUGCUCGCCGUCCCAUGAGCUACCACGGAGACCCAGGACAGAACUAUUUCGUGCCGGGCAUGCCCGCCCCGUAUCCUAGCCCGCCUCAUGAAUACGGUCCACCGCCCGCCAUGCCCACUCACUACUCGAUGCCACAACCUCAGCACCAUCCUCAGAUGGCGCCGUUCAUGAUGAAUGCCACGCCUCCUUCUCAUUACUACCAGGGCGGCCAUCCAAUGGCUCAGGCUCAGCACAUGCCCCAAACAUCACCACCCUAUGAGCACCAAAGGCCACAGCUUUCGGCUCGUACUGCUUCUAACUUUCCCGCACGCAGGCCCGUGUCUGGAUUUGGAGGUGCGCUGGUCACUUACGACAACAAUAAAGCAGAGCAGUCUAUGCCGUCCGCCCGCUACGGCAACGCUCCUCAGAGUGCCAGGCAAGAGCGCUUUCCCAUGAAAGCACUCAUGCCAACGGCGCACCACGACUCCGAGAGCUCCGAGGAAUACGAUUCCGAGUACGAGGAAGAGGCACCUGUCGCCCCUCCACCGAAGCAGCUCAUGCCGCCGCCCAAGAUGAAGAGUAGAUCGAAGCAAGAGCAGAGGCCUGUGCUUCGUCACGCCAAGACUACACAAGUCACCCAAGUUUACAAUGAUCGCCGUGAACGUCGCCAGUCCGUAUCCCAGUCUCAGACGUUGCCAGAACGUCCCAGGGAGAGAGAUAACCGAACUUCCCGGGUUAGCACUGCACCACCCUCGCGGUCCAUCUCCGUCAGCCGACCCGCGCCACCCAAGCGUGUGACACAGUCGGCUUAUGACACGCCUCGUGCAAGAGUGCUAGUCGAGAACCCCAGAAGUAGCCGUCGUCAAUCUUACCAGGCUUACGAGCGGGCCUACGAGCCGCAGUAUGAAGACGAUUAUGAUUCCGAACAAGAGGAACGCCGUCUGCGUCGUCGUUCAAAGGUCUACCGCGCCGACGAAGACGAUGCCAUCGUCGUAACCGAACGACCCGCUCGCCGCCGCACAGAUGCUUCCGUCAAACGCGCCGAGUACGUCGUUGGAAAAGAGACGGCCAGGGUAAUGGACGACGUGGAGGCAUACCAGCAACGCACCCGCGGAAAUUACGAGCCCUUGAGCGAACAGGUCCACAAGAUUGCUAAACAGCGUGCUUCACGUGUACCUUCGGACCCUGACCGCAAGACCCGCAUCAGCCAGUCCGCCCGCACGACGGUUACUAACGGCAACAACAACGGCGAGAUCCGCCUUCGUGUUGAUGCCUCUGCCCCUCUGAGCCUUUCUUUCAACGGGGACAUGGAAGGUCGUACCCUCCAGAUCAACCCCGCGGAAGACGGCAUGGCCGAUAUUGUUAUCGGUGGCCAACGCGGGGAAGAUGAUGUCUACCGUAGCGAGAGAGGUAGUGUUAGGGGCAGCAGGAAGUCAAUGAUCGCGGGUUCUGCCAGACGUGAAGCCGAAGAAGUCUCAGUCAAGAGUGGACGCAGCAGCCAGGGCCGACGGGACCGAGAGGUUGAAAUCGAAAGCCGACGAGACCGCGACCGGGAUGCAGAGAGACGACCUCUCAGGCGCCAGACCAGGUACUACUAG
Paraphaeosphaeria sporulosa is the source of this 2799-nucleotide messenger RNA. RefSeq lists its product as uncharacterized. The record is from RefSeq and is a predicted model, not a curated record. The transcript is spliced from 2 exons. NCBI's taxonomy places the organism in Eukaryota, Fungi, Ascomycota, Dothideomycetes, Pleosporales, Didymosphaeriaceae. The coding region runs from base 1 to 2799 and encodes 932 amino acids.